ACGACGAUUCAGUACAAUAUCGGCGCGCAACAGAGGCGUACACGUCGUUGCAACCCUUUGCUUGGAGUGUGCGUGGCCUUGGUUAAGGCCUCAGAGAGUUGACCUGCGGCAAACGGGAUUUUGGUAUACAUGGGUCCUAAAUCAGCAUCCACCAGACCUGCCAGCACUCACCUCGACCACAACGCCAAUUUGCGCAAUCUCAAGAGUAUCAAAUUCAAGUAAUCUCGAUCUUAUCCUAUCCCAAUUGCCGAUUGUGCAUUCGACCCUACGCGAUCUCAAGAGGACCAAGCGACCGGCAACGAAAGGAAGACAACUUGUAUACCGUGGUUUUGUUUUGAUCGACCGCUACACCGAUCGAUCGGAGGAUCUCAGGAUCUCUCAAAGCGGGUCAAGAAACGCGCGGACGAGGAAAAUACUGGAAGACGCAAGCAAUCGAUAGCGCAUUUUAUUACCCACCAGACGCAAUAUCCAAAGUAUACGAGUACAAGCCGUUACAUCCUGGGGUUUUGUAGAAUAUAAGAGUUUAGUUAAGUGGAACGUUGAUCGUUUACAUUUCUACCAGUGACGACAAUAAUAUCGAGAAAAUUACCGAGCUCUGUUUUGUUUAAUCGUAAUUCACGAUAGCAACAAUACCAUUGAGAUACAUCGCUGAGUUGUCGUAGAAACAACCAUCCUCAGUAUUCGUACAGUUCCAAUUUUGAAGCUGAAAAGGCAGUCAGCCUGCAACGUGAUAAGCAAACUGUAUAAAAAGAAUGAAUUUUGAAUAAUCCAGGAGUUGAUAACUUGGAUAAACGGAGCCUUAACAAUCCUUUGGAUUAUCAAAUUAGAAUCGUACACGUUCGAGGUUUGUUGGUGCAGCAUAAUACAUAGCCGUGAUACUCAAAUAAACGCCUACUCAUCAAUGUGUGUCAGGUGAAAACACUUUUCCUCGAUUGGUUUCAGAGAGUUUGAUUAGCGAUUACUUUACUGAGCAAACUUCCGACGUAUCACAGAGCAAUUCUCAGUACUGUAAUUAAUACGUCAAUCAAGAAUCUGAUUGAGUAUAAACGGACGAUAACUACCGCAACAAGUCAAGUCCGAACCUGUAAGUGGAACUCUUGAAACUGGGUUUACCCUGAAAGCGCGUAAAUCGCGCUUAUUUAUACACUUGUGGAAAAGAAAAAGCUCUAAAAGAAAAGAAAAUCUGAAAGCAAUUUCCUUCCUAAAAACCGAUCAAACGGCAACGAUACCGCUGAGAGGAAAUACUUGAGGACACCGCGACGCAGGCAUCGAACAAUAAGAAUGGUAGUAAAGGCCGAGGGAGCUAGAAAUGGCCACGAAUUGGCACCCCUGAAUGGCGAGGGUGGCCAGCCUGGUCAGGGCGGGGGACACAACGUGACAAUAGUUGUCGGGGGUAGUCAGGGUGGCGGUGGUCAGAAGACCAAGGAAGAGAACCGGGCAGCAUGGAGUGGAAAGAUGCAAUUCUUCCUCAGCAUCAUCGGGUACAGCGUUGGCCUGGGAAACAUUUGGAGGUUUCCUUACCUUUGCCAGCAAAAUGGAGGGGGGGCCUUUCUCAUUCCAUUUUUCGUGAUGUUGAUCCUCGAAGGAGUGCCUUUGUUCCUGAUAGAACUAGGAAUCGGACAGAAAAUGAGACAAGGAGCCCUGGGAGUCUGGAACACGAUACACCCUUGGCUCGGAGGUAUAGGUAUUGCCUCCUGCAUCGUCACCUUCUUCGUAGCACUUUACUACAACGUUAUCAUUGCCUGGUGUUUCUACUACCUCGUGAACUCCUUGCAGGCUGUGACGGUUAAAUUUGGCGAACCGCUACCCUGGGAAACGUGUCCCAUGGUGAACAAUAAGUCCGUCGAAGAAUGCGCGAAGAGUUCAGAAACCGCUUAUUUCUGGUACAGAACAACCUUGGACGCCGCGCCUUCCAUUGAAGAUGGACAAGGGUUGAAAUGGUGGAUCGUCGUGUGCCUCCUCAUCAGUUGGAUCAUCGUUUUCUUCAUCGUCAUGAAGGGGAUUCAAUCGUCGGGAAAAGUCGUUUACUUCACUUCAAUGUUUCCGUAUCUAGUACUGACCAUCUUCUUCAUCAGAGGAAUAACACUGAAGGGUGCGAGCGCGGGAUUGGUUCACAUGUAUACUCCGAAGGUGGAAAUGCUGUUGAAACCUACUGUUUGGUUGGAUGCAGCGACCCAAGUAUUCUACAGCUUUGGUCUUGCUUUUGGAUCCUUGAUAGCAUUCGGCAGCUACAACACUCCGGACAACAAUUGUGUUCGUGAUGUCAUCCUCGUUAGCGUCUGCAACGCGUUCACUGCGAUCUAUGCCAGUGUUGUAAUAUUCGCGAUUUUGGGAUUCAAGGCGAUGAGUAACGUCGAUAAGUGCAUUGCUGGCAAUAAAGAACUGCUGUCAUUCAAUGGACUACUGUUGUCCAAUUCAACGGAUGAACAGUACGAAGACAUAGUAGCCAAUUUCAAUUUUACGGCCGAAAAUUUCACCAUAGCAACCUGUAAUCUUGAAGAACAGCUUAACGCGGCUGCCGAAGGAACUGGUUUGGCGUUUAUAGUUUUCACUCAAGCGAUAGUGGAGCUACCAGGUGCGCCAUUUUGGUCCUGUAUCUUUUUCUUGAUGCUGCUAGCCUUGGGUUUGGGAUCGCAGAUCGGGAUUCUCGAAGGGAUGCUCUGCGUGAUCUUUGAUAUAGACCUCUUUAAGAGAGUUAAAAAACAGUACAUCACCGCUGUUGUCUGCAUCAUCUGCUUCUGCGUCGGUUUGAUAUUCACCACCGGGGCUGGCGAAUACUGGUUGAAGAUGUUCGACAGCUUUGCCGGUACAAUAGGACUGGUCGUUGUCGGAUUGAUGGAAAUGGUGGCAGUAAUUUACAUCUACGGACACGAGAAGUUCACCAAGGACAUUGAGGACAUGACAGGGUAUCGACCUGGGUUGUAUUGGCAGGUGACGUGGAGAUUCUUGGCGCCCCUGAUCAUGGUGGGGAUUCUCGUUUCCAGCAUCGUUUGCAUGUUCAUUAAAAAGCCGGAAUAUUCGGCCUGGGAUGCGACGAAAGGAAUGAGCGUUCCCACAAGCUAUCCAAGCUGGGUUCUCGUCAUUGCAGUGAUCAUCGUGAUCGCUGGUGUAGCGCCAAUGCCGAUAGUAUUCUUCCUGAGAAGAUUCCAGUGCGUUAAACUCGACGUCGACAUCCACCAGGGUAGCAUUCGACGUAUUGAUACGACUGUCUCAACGAAGGAAAUGAUGGGCGACGUUGACCUGGACGAGUACCAUGACAGGCUCGAGGAUUUCCCUGAGGAAGAGGAAGACGAGGACUACAAUAGCGACAACGAUAAAAACACAGCACCGUCUUCGGCGAGGUUGGUCGCGAACCAGAUGAAGGGAAAGGCUUUCAAGAUGGAAGUGAUGGACUUUUGAAGGGACCUCCACCCUGUCGCGAUGACCGUUCAUCCUUUCAUAACCCCUCAUCUUAGUAGAUAACGUGACCUUCAAACUCAGAAAAAGAGCCAAGGUUCCUGCAAAGCAUUUGGGCAUGCGGUAGUAGACGCAGGAUUACAAACUUAGCACUUCCGGCAUGUACAGUCACUGCUCGCCGAGUGACUUUCUUUCCUUCCGAUAGUACAAUAAUGUUGGCUCUGUAUAAUCCAAUUGUCGGCCGCCCUAUUAUUACACGUACAACAUACCGAAGGGAAUUCCGUGAGGAUUCGAGGUUCACUAAGAGAGAUUCUGGCUCUAUCCGCGCUAACAAUAUAGACCAGGGGUAGAUCUAUUAUUCGAAACUUUGAAGAGCUGAUUAGGAAUGGCUGUUUCGUUACGUCAAUGACUGUCGGGAUCUGCUUUGUGUAUAGAAUGAAUACACGGAUACGGCUCCGCUAGAUUUGAACAAUUAAACGUUGACUCACAAAGCCUAAUAGAACCUAGGCGAAUAAAUUGGGAAUAACGAACAUCAUUUUCGCAGUAACGGACGAAUCGCGCCGUUUAGCACCAUUCGACGUUUAAGGUGCGUCUUGUUGCGGCCUCGGAUCUUAUCUUUAACAAAUCCCGCAAAGAUAGCAUCGAGCAGUCGGUCUUUGGGUCUUGAACUUGCAGGUGCGUUAAGAAGCGAAUCCUGACAAGUCGCAUUGACAGUUUUUAAUAAAAAUUUCAAGAAAUGGGAGACGUUUUUAUUGCUAAAUGAAUCAGUUUGAAACGGCACAGUGGUUUUCGAGUGGCCAUAAAGUUUUGUGAUCUUAAUCUCAGUGUUAUGGCUGGCUCUACAUCGCAGACUCAAAACGAGAAGUAUGCUUUGCACGAAUGAAGAGCGAACGUAAAACGGUGCAUUUUCGAAGUAUUGUAUGUUACUCUCUCCGCAAUUUCACUUCUUCAAUUAUCUGCACUUCACGCAGAAGUGCUGUGUUCCUUGUUCCUGUGAUCCUUUAAAAGCAAUACCUAUUCUAUGCGAAUACAUCAUGAUUCUAGAGAGACGGAUGUCAAAACAUACUCUUCUCUUCUCAAGUCUUAUGCAAUCUUCACUGCGAACUGGUAAAAAAUACUCGCGCAACGCUUAAGACGAAUUCAAUGUAACAAACAUUCUUCGAGUCUUGGGAUAAUUCUACUCGCGUCACGGACCGCUAUUUUUUUUUCUCCAACACCUUUUAUCGUCCAUUUCAUUCUUCAACACCGGUUGAACAACAAAAGAGCGAAACGCGGAUCGAAAAUUAUUGAAAUUCGUUCUUUUUUUCUUUUUUGUUGCCUUCGG
Diprion similis is the source of this 4720-nucleotide messenger RNA. Its product is annotated as sodium- and chloride-dependent transporter XTRP3. Bases 1282 to 3399 code for a protein of 705 amino acids. Gene Ontology annotation, biological process: sodium ion transmembrane transport. Gene Ontology annotation, cellular component: membrane. Lineage: Eukaryota; Metazoa; Arthropoda; Insecta; Hymenoptera; Diprionidae. The record is from RefSeq and is a predicted model, not a curated record. The transcript is spliced from 12 exons.